Molecule: messenger RNA, 1911 nt
Organism: Haemonchus placei
Lineage: Eukaryota; Metazoa; Nematoda; Chromadorea; Rhabditida; Trichostrongylidae
Source: the annotation of a GenBank genome assembly
CUCAUGGAGCUCUGUGAACUGCAACUAUAUCCUGAGGACGAUACUUGGCCAUCUGAUAUCGAUACACGUAUCGCACAACUCGAUUUCGGUGGUGAUUCGGCUUUAUUCGCUUCAAGUUCCGUUAGUACUGAUUCCUUGGAUUCGGAACAAUUACGGGAACGAUGUCGUCAUCGAACCGAAGAUUUCCAAUUAACAUUUGCCGAUUCGGGACAUUGGCAAAGUGGCCAACUUACCACGUGGGGACGAAUUCGUUCCACUGAACCGCUUGACGAAACAACUGCCAGUGCACCAAACGUGGUAACUCGUCCACCCACAACACCAUCGACCACAACCAGCAACCAACGUCCGACCAGUCUUCUGGCGAAUUUUAAUGGCGGCGGUGUCGGUCGUUACGUGGACGUCAACGAUAACGAAAUCCAACUUGAAGCGACGAGCGCCUCCACAUCUCAGGACCGUUGGCGAGCCGCUCGACCGGCGGCGUCGUCAGCUCCGACGAGCGGUGGCGGUUUCGUCCGCACGUCGGCGCCGGCGAAACCACGUCGAACGUUCGCCGAUCUGCAUAAGUCAAUCGCACCCGAGCUGCGAUUUCUCGCUCUUCCGCAUCAGAUUCCAACAUUAUGUGAGUCGUCGACGAUGUCGUUGAGUGACGUGAUGCUAAAAGUCCAACGUGAGGGCAUGCCUCCAUUGACGUCCGACCUCGAUUUACCAUUACCAUCGUUGCUUCAGGAAGAUUCUCCAGAUUCUGGCCUGGGUUGCAGUGGACCAGCGCACAUCGAGGACUGGGCCUCGCUAUCGAUUUUGCUUCCAAAGCACGUUGCCGAGGCAUGUUCAUUCUUCAAGUCGAACGCUCAGCUAUUAAGUUCUUCAUCGUCACACUCCAAUUGUAUCGAACGAAAACGUACCGAACCGUGUAGGACGUGCUUCCGAGUGCGUAGAAGAAUACAUCCGCCGAAUUGGGCUCAUUCGACCGCAUCGCGUCAUGUGUUGUGCGACUGCUCACCGGAUCGACCGGAGACAUCACACGAGCUUAUGCCAAGGAGUAGAAGUCAGCAGAUCCGAGCGCGAGAAUUGUCUGUGGUUGGUUUACCGAUCUACUCGACAAAACGUUCAUUAGUUGAAGCAGUCGUCGAUGCUGUCGCAGCCAUCGCCCGAGGCGACGAGCCAAAUUUGUUGUUCACCGCUUUAGCAGCGUUGGUAUCCGAUGGACUGAAAGAUGACAUCUCCUCGUGGAGUAUGAUACGCACCGUUACUGCACCAGGCCCUGCCACGAAAGACGUUUAUUCUAUCGUGAACAAAUUGGAUUCGAGCGAGAAGUCCGAAAAUUCUCGUGUUGAACAGUUUUUCGAAGAGCUUUUUAGGGAAAAUUCUCUAGAUUGCUGGUUGUGUUACGUUAUUUUGAAGGAGAACGUCCUCCGUCGUCUUUAUUCACCAGGCAGCUUUCUAUUGGACGCUCCCACGGCUUAUCGAACGCUAUUAUGGCGGCUUGUCGACGCGCUUGCCCUUAUUCCAGUGUUAGAGGUUCGAGAAUGCUCACAACCACAUCAUACGCAAUCGAUGCUCUGGAGUGGUCCAUGUAGACUACCGGCCGAUUCGCGAGUUCCAAAAAGUUCGUCAGUACCGGCCCGAUUUGGAGCAGCGCCUUCGCAUAGGGCCAGAGGGUCACUUUCUGUUCAUCGCGUGAGCAUGCAUCGGACGCUUUCGCCAAUGGCGACGGCGGCAAUCACCGCAUCGCCGCUCGCUUCUGUGAUUGCGGACUUGUGCGAGCCCGGUCUGUUGGUGGUGUCGCGCGGCGAACGCGUGCGAGUGCUAUCGCGUCGAGGCGACGUCGCUCGCUGUUGUCGCGUACACCGCCGUCGUGAUGUCGUCUCCACUGGCAUCGUGCCGCUGGGCAAUCUUCUCAUACGAUCAUGA